This is a messenger RNA of Hemicordylus capensis (graceful crag lizard), 4674 nucleotides long. It is a transcript of the gene DHX35, whose product is annotated as DEAH-box helicase 35. NCBI's taxonomy places the organism in Eukaryota, Metazoa, Chordata, Lepidosauria, Squamata, Cordylidae. The record is from RefSeq and is a predicted model, not a curated record. Bases 60 to 2423 code for a protein of 787 amino acids. Gene Ontology annotation, cellular component: intracellular anatomical structure; catalytic step 2 spliceosome. Gene Ontology annotation, molecular function: RNA binding. The transcript is spliced from 23 exons.
UCUCCCGGGCCGCGCUGCGGAGAGGGUGCCUUCGCUGCUUGCUGACCUUUCACCCUAAGAUGGCGGCGCCCGUCGGUCCGUUGAAGUUUUGGAAACCGGGCACUGAAGGACCUGGUGUCAGCCUCUCAGAGGAGAGACAGAGUGCUUCUGAAAGCUCUAGUGUUUCAGUCAUCUAUAACCCCUAUGCUUCCCUUUCUAUUGAGCAACAGAGGCAAAAGUUACCAGUUUUUAAGCUUAGGAAUCACAUACUUUAUUUAGUGGAGAACUAUCAAACACUGGUGAUUGUUGGAGAAACAGGAUGUGGGAAAAGCACUCAGAUUCCUCAAUAUCUAACAGAAGCUGGCUGGACUGCCGAAGGGAGAGUGGUUGGUGUAACACAGCCUCGCAGAGUUGCCUGUGUUUCAAUUGCAGGUCGGGUAGCUGAGGAGAGGGGUGCCCUCUUGGGUCAUGAAGUUGGAUACUGCAUACGAUUUGAUGAUUGCACUGACUCGCAGGCUACAAGAAUUAAGUUCCUGACUGAUGGAAUGCUGGUGAGGGAAAUGAUGGCUGAUCCGUUAUUAACAAGAUACAGUGUCAUCAUGUUGGAUGAAGCUCAUGAAAGAACCCUAUAUACAGACAUUGCCAUUGGCUUGUUAAAAAAGGUCCAAAAGAAGAGAGGUGAUCUCCGUCUGAUUGUAGCAUCUGCUACGCUGGAUGCAGAGAAAUUUAGGGAUUUCUUUAACCAAAACGAGACCAGUGACCCAAGCAAAGAUACCAGCAUGAUCCUUACUGUGGAAGGGAGAACAUUUCCAGUGGAUGUCUUCUACAUUCAGAGGCGCGGACUUCAGUGGAGGAGGGCUUCGGGAACCUUCCCCCGUCCCCUUCUGCACCGGCCAGCUGGAGCAGACUUCAGACGAGUGCUACGGGGACUCGGUGGAAUCUUCAUGCUUUUCCUCCCCUGGAAUCUUAGUCCUUCCCUUCCCCCUCCACAGAAGGCAUAUGGGCAAACCUGGCAGCACCUUCAUGCCCUCUCUCCUCCUCCACAGAAGGAGAUGGACAGCCCCGUUCCAGAUUAUGUGAAAUCAACUGUGGAAACUGUCAUGAAAAUUCAUCAGACUGAAGGUGAUGGGGAUAUACUGGCAUUUUUAACUGGCCAGGAGGAAGUAGAAACGGUUGUUUCUAUGCUUGUAGAACAGGCUCGGAUCUUUGCUCGCACAGGAAUGAAGAAACACCUCCGUGUUCUCCCUAUGUAUGCUGGGUUGCCUGCUUCUGAGCAGAUGAAAGUGUUUGAGAGGGUGUCUCACAAUGUCAGAAAGGUGAUAGUAGCCACCAAUAUUGCAGAAACCUCCAUUACAAUUAAUGGCAUUUCAUUUGUAAUUGAUUGUGGCUUUGUGAAACUCCGUGCCUAUAAUCCAAAAACAGCCAUUGAAUGCCUGGUGGUUGUUCCCGUAUCAAAGGCAUCGGCAAAUCAGAGAGCAGGGCGUGCAGGUCGAAACCGCUCUGGAAAAUGCUACAGACUUUAUACAGAGGAAGACUUUGAGAAGUUGCCACAGUCUACCAUUCCUGAGAUGCAGCGCAGUAACUUGGCACCAGUCAUCUUACAGCUCAAGGCCUUGGGAAUUGACAAUGUGCUUAGGUUUCCCUUCCUCUCACCUCCACCUGCUCAGUCGAUGGUACAAGCUUUGGAGCUGCUCUAUGCUUUAGGAGGACUUGACAAAUAUUGUCGUCUUACGGAACCUCUUGGUAUCAGAAUAGCAGAGUUCCCUUUGAAUCCAAUGUUUGCAAAGAUGCUUCUAGAAUCAGGGAAUUUUGGCUGCUCCCAGGAAAUCCUGAGUAUUGCAGCCAUGAUGCAGAUCCAGAAUAUCUUUGCGAUUCCGCCAAACCAAAAGUCACAAGCGGUCAGAGAACACAGAAAAUUUGCUGUGGAGGAGGGUGAUCAUCUUACUAUGCUUAAUGUCUAUGAAGCCUUUAUAAAACACAACAAGAGCUCUCAGUGGUGUCAGGAUCACUAUCUGAAUUACAAAGGCCUCAUCAGAGCCACAGCUGUGAGAGAGCAGCUGAAAAAACUUCUCGUCAAGUUCAAAGUACCAAAAAAGUCCAGUGAAGGUGAUCCAGACCCUGUUCUGAGGUGCAUAGUUUCUGGAUUCUUUGCUAACGCUGCCAGAUUCCAUUCUACUGGAGCAUACAGGACUAUUCGUGAUGACCAUGAACUGCAUAUUCAUCCCACCUCUGUGCUAUAUGCAGAGAAACCCCCUCGCUGGGUAGUCUACAAUGAAGUUAUACAGACCUCAAAGUAUUACAUGCGAGAUGUAACAGCCAUUGAAUCUGCUUGGCUAUUGGAACUGGCCCCUCACUUUUACCAGCAAGGAACGGUACGGGCUCGGCAUAGACUCCAAAUGCAUCUUUCCCUGAAAGCCAAAAGAGCUAAAGUAGAGGACCACUGACUCGCUGUGGCUGUUGAACUUCGCAACGUGUGUUGCUGAACCUACCGCCGAUUUGAAACUGUGCUACAGUCCAUCCGACAGUUAGUUGAUUAGCAACCUGACCCCACAUCAACUAUACAUGUUGAAAUGCCUGCCUGCCAGGAUCCUGUAGGGAUUUAUGCAUGACCAGUACAUUGUAACACUUGAGUAGAGCUUGCAUUGUGGACAUUUUUAUCCCGCCGUCUAAUUGUGACCGCUCCUGUUCACCAGGGCAUUUUGCUCCUUUUAAAACUAGGUAGAAAAAUUAACAGUACAAAAGGAGACACAGAAUUAUAGGAAAAAAUUGCAGUGCUUGGAUAGCCACACUAAGCCCUUGGGGUGGAGAGGGGAGGCGGGAGAUGCAGUGCCCUCAGAGUAAGGAAGUGGAGCUCAGGAUCCUUUAGACCACUGUGAAAGCUGCUUUCCAUCCUGGAUCUGCCUGCAAAUGGUAGGCAGAUCUGGGACCACAAGCAAAGCCUUGACGUACCUUAAUGGGUUGCAAUGAAAACCUCGAAACUGUGAUUGUGCCUAACUGCUGUGACCUUUUUUUGUUUUGCCACGAAGCAAUAGAAUUCUGAACUUUUACUGACUUUCCUUUCAUUUCUCCUUUGCACAUUUUGUUGUCGCUGUAGAUGGCCCUGCUUUUCAAAUGGGCGUCUCUAGUUUCGAUGCACACACAAUGUGUGAAUCUGCACCAGCCUUUCCAUGUCGUCCAAACUCUUUUCGGAAGCAGCUAAUUAGGCAGGAUAUAGGUUUUUGGAAACAAGAUUGGUACAAGUUCUUAGUUGCUUGCCUUUUUGUUUCGGAAUAAGAAUUAAGAAACCUGAGGCCCCAGCAAUAUCCAAGUGUUUGGGUUUUUUAAAAAACAACAACUGGUAUUGUAAAAACGGAGAAACCUCUGUGCAAGGUCUGUGGCCUUGCAAAGUGCUCCUUUUGGCUUAAGAUUUGCAAUCGCCAUCAGCCAGUCAUUGAACAACCAAAUGGUGGUGACUGCACACCAGUGAGGGCAGGAGGGACACUCCCUUGAAAGGGAAGUGUCUUCUCUACAGACAUACAGGUAGGAAGCUGAAGAGGUGCCCAGUCCUGGGAAGCAGGCCAGUGGUGGAACCCCUGACCUUGAACUAUGAGAGGCUCCACCGUAUGGUCCCAAUCACUUCUUGCACCACACAAGACAAGAGCUUUCCUUAUCCUGCUGCUAAUUCUGCUGCAGCAUAGGAAGGAAAGAUGCUUUGUGAAGAGAGGUGGGCCUUCUGUCCCUGGGUCUUCUUUCUUGAAUGCAGUUUACUGUGGGCCAGUUCAAUACAGGGAAACUCCCUCCCUCCCCCUUGCAUACAGAACAAGUGCAAGGAGAGAUUUCAUUCCCUGCACGUAAUGUAUAAAAUUGGCCCAUUUCCAAAUGAGAGCGGAGCUGGUGAAAUCCACUUGAUUCUGCCGCUUUUAGUCAGGUUUAACAAAUACCAAAAUGUGCUUCCAUGAACUUGGAAAACAUACGUAUAUUCCCUCCAACCCCAGUUCGUUUGUACUAAGACAUUCUACUCUUCGCAGCUGUUGGUUGGGGUUGCCGUCUUCAAAGAUGAUGGGCCGUCUGUGCAGCCAGCACUGGUUAAACUGUGCAUUGGCUGUUUUCCCACGUAAAUUCCCCUCCUCCUAACAACAGUAUAGUUUUGGAUAAGUAUAUCUUUAUUUUCGGAUAACAUUUAUUUUAGGAUGAUGUUUCUUUUUUAAAGAGCAUUGCUUUUGUUGAAUGCCUUGUUCUCUUUUUCAAUUUUUUUAAAUGUAUGUAAAUGAUGGCAAUUUUUACACAGAAUAAGGGUCUUCCUUGCACUGGAUGUGCAUUACAAGUCUCUUUCAGACCUUCCUUCCCAUUCUGCUCCCCACAAACCUGCAUAAAAGCUUGUUCUGUCAACCUGUGGCCUGCGCAAUGUCUUUGUACUGUAUAUAUGAGCAGCUCAACAAAAUAUUCAUUCCCACAUCUGGAUUUCUGAUGCAGUUGGUUUUCUGUGUAUCUCUCUCAGUAUGUGAGCUCUCUAGAGCUAGGGUUGCCUUUAUUUUUGUGUACUGUGUGGUGUCCAGAAUAUUGUUGAGGUUUGGUAAUGGGCGUUUGACUUACACUUAAGGCUGUUUUCCCUUUAAAGGAGCUUACAGAGACUUGGAUACAAAGAUGUGUAAAUGUUCAUGUUGCUUUAUCCUCUGAUAACACACACUAGAAAAAUAAAGCCGAGGAAUCAAGAAA